AUGGCUUCCCUGCCUCCCUUGGACCACAAUCCAAGCCCGCGAAGCUAUCCCCCACUGGCACCCUCCACCUCUGCUCCCAUCGAUAGACACCAGGAGGUCCACCACAUACAUGACAUGUCAAGAUCCGCCGAAAGGACACCUCCCGAGGCUGGAACCAACUCUCCCAGAUCUUUGAGAAGUGCCGGGAAUCCAAAGAUCAUUGUCAAGAAAGAGCCCCCUUCUUCACCUAUCCAGCCAGCCGCCAGACACAGGCCGCGGAAACUAGAUUUGAAUACCUCAAGUGUUACAAACGGACCUGCCACUGCCAGACCUAACGGGAGUGCUCCUGGGACUGGCAGGGAUGCCCUCAAUUCGCUCCACGACGUUGGUCUGGCCUGUCUCUCCCCCGGUUUUCAGACUCAUGACCCUACUAUGCGCGAACAACUGCAGAGAAGUCUCUCCGUCCGGGACCAGCAGCGCUCCAUCAUCGAGCAGCGUCUACUCAAAUCUGCCAAGGGCGAUGCGCACGAUGUCUCCAGGCCUGGAGAGACUCCCACAACAGGAAAGCAAGGCCCAAGCACUAAAAAGCGCCCUCCUCCUGGCUUGUCUAUCGUUCCGCCUGCAGCUGAACGUUUUGCCAACGAGCGAGUCAUCCAGUCCGCUCCCCUCAACCAGACAUUCACAGGCCGCAAUGACCCACCACCACCUCGCCAAGUGUCAGGGCAAAAUCCGGCGCACGGCACCACCAUCCAACAAAUCCCCGCCAUCCAGACCUCAAAUCGACUCCCUCCCAUAUCCGACGUCUUUGGCGCGAAUGAGCUACACCCCGGCCAGACGCGGCCUCCGUUCUUACAUGCUAAUUCAACGCCCGCUCACUCGCAUGGUCCGCCAUUGCCGUCGCCAAGCUUUCCACCCCAGACUGCUCACCCAAUGUCUCAACAUGCGUCCGCCUACGAACGGCCACGAGAGUACCGGUCCGCCGAGGAUGCUGUGCACGAAAUGACAGGUGGUCGCGAGGACCUCCAGCCCAGAUUAGUCCACUAUGGUGGCCACCAGCCUCCGACGCCCCCUUCACCAAGCCACCGGCACAAUCUCACCCCCCACAAAUAUCAGCCUGCUCCGCCCGUGGCUGGCCAGAGACGAAGUAGGAAUGAAUAUGAGGCUGACAGCAGCCCCCCACUCGGCCAUGGGCGUGAGCCCAGGCUUGGACCUUUUGGCGAGGGUCGUGACAGUCCGGCCACGCAAAAAGCGAAGAAAGAUGAAUUUUUGUCCUUGUGCUCACGAGCCUGGGAUUUAUUUCACUCGUGA
Molecule: messenger RNA, 1287 nt
Organism: Cyphellophora europaea CBS 101466
Lineage: Eukaryota; Fungi; Ascomycota; Eurotiomycetes; Chaetothyriales; Cyphellophoraceae
Exons: 2
Coding region: 1-1287 (428 amino acids)
Source: RefSeq, a predicted model, not a curated record